This is a messenger RNA of Cololabis saira (Pacific saury), 7467 nucleotides long. RefSeq names its product collectin-12-like. The record is from RefSeq and is a predicted model, not a curated record. The coding region runs from base 397 to 4266 and encodes 1289 amino acids. Gene Ontology annotation, cellular component: ESCRT-0 complex. Gene Ontology annotation, molecular function: phosphatidylinositol binding; ubiquitin binding. The transcript is spliced from 23 exons. NCBI's taxonomy places the organism in Eukaryota, Metazoa, Chordata, Actinopteri, Beloniformes, Belonidae. Gene Ontology annotation, biological process: protein transport to vacuole involved in ubiquitin-dependent protein catabolic process via the multivesicular body sorting pathway.
UUCCCCUCACGUUUGGAUUCCUUCACUUGUUGAGCGUCUCCUGUUGCUGCUGCUGCGGGUACCAAGGAUCCACCCUCUUUCCCAGCAUCUCCCCGAGACAAAACAAGGAGAAGUCGUCUGGGAGAAGUUUGCAUCCACAAGUCCUCAGCAACAGUCCACUGGCAGCAGCAGCAGCAGCAGCAGCAGAAUAAGAAGUUACCUGGGCCGAAGGAGGUGGACCCCAGCGUGAAAAAGUCACGGAUGGAGCUCUGAUUUUUAUUCCACCACCUUCUCUCCUGUCAACAACCCCGGGGACACUGGGAUACCUGCGGAUUGGAGGUGCUGUGGAGUUCCAGUGCGAUGCUGUGGAUGUGACUUCAGGCAGCAGCCCAUCAACGACAGACCCCCUAAAUCACAAUGAAAGACGACUUUGCUGAUGAGGACGACGUGCAGUCCUUCGGAUAUAAGAGGUUUGGAAUUCAGGAAGGUACAGAGUGCACCAAGUGUAAAAAUGACUGGGCGUUAAGGGUGGCCAUUGCUCUCCUCUAUGUGCUCUGUGCUCUGCUUACCAUAGCAGUGGCAGUCCUCGGAUACAAAGUGGUUCAGCGGAUGGACGGUGUCACAGAAGGCAUGCAGAGUUACGGAGGAAAGAUUAAUGCUGUGGAGAAAGACUUAAAGAAACUAGAUGAUGAGGCAGGGGAGAAGUCGGUCAAUGCCACCAGUGAUAUUAAGACUUUCAAGUCAGAUCUGGAAUCAUUACAAAGCCAAAUGAAUGAUGUUUCCGUCAGGACCAGCGGCAACAGUGACCGACUGAAAGAACUUCUGACGACAGGAGAUGACAUGCAAAAUGGCCAUGUGUCCUUGCAGGGGUUCCUGGAGGGCAACAGAGCCUCAUUGCACGGGGUGAACCAGACGUUGGCCUCCUACAAUGGAAUAAUCAAUGACCUCCAGACAGACACUGCACGACUCCAGUCUGAGAUACAGGACCAGGUGAAUGUGCAGAGCCGGACCCAGGUCAAUAUCAGUGCACUUAAUAUCACCCAGGCCCAACAGCGCAACCUGCUCAGCACUCUGCAGAAAACGGUCGAGGACACAGGCCAGGCAGUUCAGAAGCUGAAAAACGACUAUCAGGUUCUGCAGCAGACUGCCAGGCAGACACAUUCUGACACAGAGUGGCUAAAAGAAAAGGUGCAGAACCUUCAGGUCUUGGCAGCCAACAACUCAGUCUUGGCCAGGUCAAACGGAGACGUCAUAGAUGACUUAGGGGCUCAGCUCAGCAAUCUAGCCAGUCAAAUCCAGAACACGUCUGCCCUUACCGAGGGGCACGACCAGAGCUUGCGGGAGCUGAUGGACAAGCAGAGGGACCACGAUAAUGCCACCUCGUCAAAGUUUGAUGAGAUGGAAGUCCGACUGGACAGACAUGAGAAUGAUAUUGACCGCGUGACGGGCAACGUGAGCUUUGCGGCGCAGAUCCUUGGUGUCAUCAGUGGCGACUUAAACAACCUGAGGUCCUGUGCUGAGACAGUGAUGAGACAUUCAGAAAUGUUGGUGGCACUUAAUGAUAGCAUGGAAGAUGCCACGUCGGACGGCAAAGAGCUGCGUGCCCAGCAGGGUGAGAUGGCGUCCAAGCUGGACCAAGAAGUCAAGAGCCUGGGUAUGCUGAUGGAGGAGAUGAAGCUGGUGGACAGCAAGCACUCGCAGCUGAUCACCAACUUCACUAUCCUACAGGGACCACCAGGUCCAAAGGGCUCAAGGGGUGACAGAGGUCCCCAAGGCCCAGUGGGUCAGUCGGGCCAAAAGGGUGACAAAGGAGACAAAGGGGUGCCAGGAAAUGUGGGACCUAAAGGAGAAAGUGGUGCUGCCGGACCGAUAGGCGUGACAGGUCCUAAAGGUUCGGCCGGGGCGCGGGGAUUUCCAGGUGCUAAAGGGUCCAGAGGGCCUGGAGGUCGAGCUGGAAACCCUGGUGACAAAGGAGACACUGGGGCUCCUGGGCUUCUCGGCAGGGAUGGACAAACUGGACUUCCAGGACCACAAGGGCCACAGGGGCCCAGAGGAGCAGCAGGACCUGCAGGUUUAGACGGGCCUCGUGGGCCGGUUGGACCUAUUGGCCCUCCCGGUCCUCCCGGCCUUCCAGGGCUGCCCGGAUCUCCCGUAGUGGUAAAGUCCGCUCAGGCCCCUCAGGUUGUCAAACUCUCUCUACCGACAUUAGCUCCUGUAACUGCUGGGGUACCACAAAGCUCUGUGUCCAGGGGGGUCCAGGCUCCACCUGUCGCCACCACCCCAGCAUCUGGUUGCCCACCUGAGUUCAAAAGAUUUAGGAAAAGCUGCUACUACUUCUCUGACACACAGAGACUCAACUUUGAUGAGGCAAAGCUGUUUUGUACUAACGUGUCCUCCCAUAUGCUCAUAAUUAAUGACAAUGAGGAGCAGGAAUACGUUAGAAAAGCAAUUACAGGAAAAGGCUAUUUCUGGCUGGGACUGACUGACAGGGAGAAGGAAAACAUCUGGAAGUGGGUGGAUGGAACCAUACCAACUUUCAAGAAAUGGAAGCCCGGCCAGCCUGACAAUUGGACUCACGGUCACCAGGAUGGCGAGGAUUGCGCCGGGCUCAUCCAUAAUGCCAGCUGGAAUGAUUUCUACUGCACUGACCGCAUCGGUUUCAUCUGUGAACAUUCUCUGACUAAUAAGAGGGAAAAGGAACUUGUUUUCGACACACCAGCGAUGCCUCUCUUCACGACCAACCCCUUUGACCAAGAUGUUGAGAAAGCAACCAGUGAGAUGAACACAGCCGAGGACUGGGGCCUCAUUCUGGACAUAUGUGAUAAGAUAGGGCAGUCGCGCACAGGGCCCAAAGAAUGUCUUCGAUCUAUUAUGAGAAGAGUGAACCACAAGGAUCCCCAUGUCGCCAUGCAGGCUCUGACCCUGCUCGGUGCUUGUGUCUCAAACUGUGGGAAAAUAUUCCACUUGGAAGUUUGCUCCAGAGAGUUUGCCAGUGAAGUCAGUAACGUCUUAAACAAGGGUCACCCAAAGGUGUGUGAGAAGCUGAAGGCCCUGAUGGUGGAGUGGGCGGAGGACUUCCGCAACGAUCCACAGCUCAGUCUGAUCUCAGCGAUGAUCAAGAAUCUACGUGAACAGGGGGUCACUUUUCCCAUUGUAGGUUCCCAGGCUGCAGAGCAAGCGAAAGCAAGCCCAGCAUUAGUGGCGAAGGAUCCCUCAACCUCAACAAACAAGAAAGAAGAAGAAGACUUGGCUAAAGCUAUUGAGUUGUCGCUGAAGGAGCAACGUCAGCAGCCACAGACCUCCUUGUCGAGCCUUUAUCCCAACACCUCCAGCCUCUUGUCCACACACAAGUCCGACGGCAGGAAAGUCCGCGCCAUCUAUGACUUUGAGGCUGCAGAGGACAAUGAGCUCACCUUUAAGUCGGGAGAAAUCAUCACUAUCCUAGAUGACAGUGACCCCAACUGGUGGAAAGGAGAAACUUACCAGGGAAUCGGGUUGUUCCCCUCCAACUUUGUCACAGCUGACCUCACAGCAGAGCCUGAGAUGAUGAAGACGGAGAAGAAGACAGUCCAGUUCAGUGAGGACAUCCAAGUGGAAACCAUUGAGCCUGAGCAGGAGCCUGUUUUUAUCGACGAGGACAAAAUGGACCAGCUAUUGCAAAUGAUUCAAAGUGCAGAUCCAACAGACAACCAGUCAGACAGCGUUGAGUUACUACAGCUGGAAGGUGCCUGUAAUCAAAUGGGACCCCUCAUUGACCAGAAGCUGGAGGAUAUCGACAGGAAACACUCUGAACUGUCAGAGCUGAACGUGAAGGUGAUGGAGGCGUUGUCUUUGUAUGCAAAGCUGAUGAAUGAAGAUCCGGUCUAUGCUAUGUAUGCCAAGCUGCAGAGCCAGCAGUACUACAUGCAGCAGCCUGCCAGCGCCGCACAGCAGGUGUACCCUGGUCCGCCUGCGUCAGGUUCAUACGCCAUGGGCAGUCCCGGGGUGCAAGGUUAUACUGUUCCUAUGGAGCAGCUCCCUGCUGGAGCCCCUAUUCCUGGUCAGCCAGCUCCCAGCGACGUCCACAUGUACAUGGGUCAGCAGCCAGUUUACAGCGCAGCUCCAGGUGGUAUGGCCCCGCCAGAUGUUCAGUCCUACCCAAACCCAGCCAGCGCCACGGGCCCCGCACCAUGCACCAAUCUCGCAGGGAUGACGCACACGGCAAACUACAGCAACCCCUCCGGCACGAGCAUAGCACCUCCCUCAGACCCCCAACAUGCUCCCUACUCAGAAAAGGCCUUGUUAUAGGGCUCCUCUAACUCACAGUUGUCCUCAUGCGUACAGUAUUAUAGUAUACAAACAUCCAUUAGAACUGAUUUACAAAGUUCUUGUAGAUUUUUUUUUUUUUUUCUCUCUUCAUGGGACACCAGAUGGUUGAAGAACACAUACAGCAUUAGUAGAGCAACACUGGUAUUUGCUGCACUUUGCAUUUUAUUUGAUAGAUAUACACCAAUAAAGCCAUAACAUUAAAUCACAGAGAGCAGCCUCCUCCAGCAGAAAGGCAGUGGAUCUGCCAAAAACCGAUGGGAGGGCUUCAAAGAGCAGGACCCGGAGUCCGAGGUGUUCAGCAGGCCUCCGAACUCCACACAUACAAAUCUGAUGACAUCUGUGGGAAGCAAGACGGAUCCACAGAGACCCCAUCCACAACUAGGGGGUGUCUAGUUCCACGCCUCAAGGGCACCUCAAGCUUUUCCUGCAUGUUUUAGAUCCUUCCCCGCUUCAACUCCUGGCUCACUUUAGUGGACCACUGAGAGACUUGUUCAGACCUCCAUGAUCAGCUGAUGAUGAUCCAAUCAGGUGUUUGGGCGGGGAAACAUCUCAGCAUGCAGGACGGCGGCCCUCAAGGACCAGAAUUGGACACCCCUUGGCCUAAAGGAUCUAUUUCCAACGACACCUUUUUAGAUUAGUUUUCUUUUUGGUAACACCCUGACAAGUCAGUACUGUUUUGGCCGCAGGAGUCGGACCUACUCAACAUUAGCCUGAUGGUUCAAUGUUAUGGCUGAUUGGUGCAAAUUUGAUAUAUUUAAUCUAGAAUUACAUCUCACUUCAAUGUUAGAUGUGUUCAUGAGCGUAUGAUUUCAAGACAUGACACAUGAAUCUUAAAAUAUAAAAUAACACAUUUGAUAAUAAUGUUGCAUUUUCACUCUUCUCAUACAUUUCUUUAUUUGCUCCGAUUUUUAAAUACAGACUUACUUUUAUUUGGACCAAUUCAAGUUUUAGUUAACAAUCAAGCCUGGCCACUUGCAAACCUAGAUCUGCCAACAAUAUAUAUCCAAUCCGUUUUUGUUGACUAAAUCUGACAUUUUUUAAUUAUGUUUUUGUUGUAUUGAGAAAAAAACUUGAUCUGUUAUUUUAUUUUAUCAUUUUUCCAGACAUUUUCUUGAAAAUCUUAAGGAAAGAGCUCUGUGAUUUGGCACCAAAUGAAGUUCUCAACAUCACUUUUUUCCCGCCGUACAGAAACAACAUGUAACCAUGUUUCAAACUCUGGAGUUCAUUUAACUGCAUCUGCAGUCUUUGAUUAUUCAGAUUGGUACCAAAUCUCAUAGUUCUGACCAGUAACGUCCGUGAAAAUGAUUUAGAAAUGUCGGGUCUGUUUAAAAAAGGCUUUACCAAAUGGCUUUGAGUGAACAAGUGUAACUAUAGCUACUACAUAAUGCAUAUUUAAUUAGUAUUUGAUCAAGUGUGAAAUAGACAGAGGCGUUUCUACACAUCGCUCCAGAGCUACACAGAUAAUACACACUACAGGCAAGUGGGCAGCAGCGGACACACACACACGCUGCUAAACUACUUGCUUCACACCUCCUCAGUGGUGCAAUUCAAUCUACACAUUAAUUAACCCACUUUGCCUCAACUCUCAUCGACUAAAAUCAAACGCGUCGCUUUAAGUGGCACACGAAGAAGGUGUUCACUUACAAUUGUUCUUUUUUUUAUAUAUAUAUAUAUUUAAGUAAAAAUGAGGACUUUUAGCUGAGCUGAACAUAUUGCUACUGCUUCGUUGUUAAUUUUUAGAUGUACUGAAAACUGCAGCCACUUUGAUUUUCUGGAGGGAAAAGAACCAAGACGAACUGAAGCAUGCACAUCACUCUUGUAUAUACUGUAAGGAAGUUGGGAGUGAAGCCACAUGACGACCUCAUGAGGUGGGCUGCACGGGGCUGGGCGUUUCUGUCAGCCUUAAAGCUGAACUCUGCAGUCGCUUCUCCGGUGAAUUCAAAAGCGAAGAAACUGAACAGGUUGGGCAAAACGCUCUGUUUCCAUCUGAGCUGUCCGUACUGACGUACUCGGACCACCGACUUGGCCACGAAGGGGAAAACUUUCUGAAUCCUGGUGUCUUUGAAAUAUCUCUCUAGUCAGCGUUGAAAAAUGAAUUCUAUAUUUUUCUUUUGUUUGUUUUUGGUAGUGCAUUAUAAUUUAUAUUUUGAUUAUUGUUAUGAUGUUUAAAAUGGAGAAGCUUUCCAGGAUGUAUGUAUUCAGAGAAUAGAGCAGGGUUUGUGAUAUUCUCCUUAAACUUAGUUGUUAGUAUUCAAAUCACUCACAUGAGAAGGAUGACAUUUCUCUCCGUGUUUGAUACAUGCUUAUUGUACUGUAACGUGAGAACUGACAGAACCCCUUCACCUCACACAUCUUAAUCCUGUCCUUUUCCCAGAGCUGUCAACACUAAGACAAGUUAUACCUGCAGCAGAACUGAAUAAUGUUUGGGAUGAUUGUGGGAAGUUAAAGUCAGGAUUUGCAAACAAUUCUUAACUCUUAACAACGCUGCCAUGCUACACUUUAUAUGGGGGAGAGUUGCUCUUUUCAAAAACUGACUGCAUCACAAGAAGCUGAUGAAACGGCUAAAUAAGUCAAGUAUAAUAUUGAAUGAUUCUACAUGAAGGAUUUUUUUAAAGUUUUAACACUGCUGAAGAAUAAUUUGCAGGUGGGGGCAAAUUUCUGUGGCCAUCUGGUAAAUCUGUGUCCGUUAAAUUUCUCUUCAGAUUUCUUGUUUUCAAAUGUGCUACUUUCUUGCUGCCUUAAGAAAAAUCAAACAACCCCUCAACUUGAGCAUGGUACUUGCGAGCCUAAAUCCUUCAGAACUUGAUUAAAGCAGCAGUGGACUCUUGAGAUGACGAAUCAAGUUGUUGCUGCCUUGAGUUAAAAGAGAGCAAAAUAAUCCUAAUCGGUUCAUUCGGAGAGGUUUAGAAGCGUUAAACUAGCAGCUGUUCUGGGACGGUGGCUCAUUAUUACACGUGAUCCAAACAGAGUGUCAUGUUUCACCACCAUGUAGGACUGCAGCCCUGUUGUAAAUCUUUUCUUUUUGUACAGGAUCAAGAUGCUGCUGCUUCUUAUCAGUUUUUGAACCGAUGUUCUUGUAAAGGCUCUGUCUGAACUUGUACCCUGCUGUUUCUAUGUGUUAUUUUAACCAUACUUAUUAAUUGGUAAUCACAAUAAAACCAGGCCAAAUGUACAGAUGAA